Messenger RNA from Brachypodium distachyon (stiff brome), 1729 nucleotides. RefSeq names its product PTI1-like tyrosine-protein kinase 3. Lineage: Eukaryota; Viridiplantae; Streptophyta; Magnoliopsida; Poales; Poaceae. The transcript is spliced from 5 exons. The coding region runs from base 420 to 1541 and encodes 373 amino acids. Gene Ontology annotation, molecular function: protein kinase activity; ATP binding. Gene Ontology annotation, biological process: protein phosphorylation. The record is from RefSeq and is a predicted model, not a curated record.
CCCUCUCCCGUGAGUUAGCAAGCGGAGACUUGGUCCAACGGCCGGUCAGUUCCCGUACUGGCUCGUACAUUCCCCGCGCGCGAGGAAGUCCACGGCGGGGAUGUCACGACUCGCGACUGGACUGGAGUAGCUAAAUAUCGCCCGGUUUCGUUUCCAGGAUUUCCAAGUCUUUGAACUUUGUCCACAACUUCCCCUGGCGCCCCGAGUAAGCUUCCUUUCCUUGCGGCGAUAUCGUCCACAAAGCAGGCAGGAAAAACGCAGCAACGGCAACGUCCUGGAAGAUAUAGAUGCCGUGCAAUACACAACCGGACAGGCGGUUUUGCGUUUCUCGUGUCUCGUACUGCUCUUAAGUGAAGAAACAAAGAAAGAUAAGAGCAACUCGGUGCUGAUCUGCUCUUUGAAUUCGAUCGGUGCCGGCGAUGAGGUGGUGGGAGAGCGUGAAGAGCUACGCCGGCAACCUCGGUUGCGUCCCUCGGAUCGGGAGGAAGGAGCCCGAGGAUCUUUACUCUUACCCAAUCGAUCCGCCCGAGAAACGGAGAGGAUCGCGGGGUCUUGCUGCGGCGGCGGAGGAGGACCCAGCGGACAGGACGAUCGAGGUGCCGGCGGUGGCGCUCCGAGAAGUGAACGAGAUAACGGGCGGCUUCGACGGCGAGAAGCUGAUCGGGCAGGGUUCCUACGCCAAGGUGUACAAGGUGACCCUCCGGAGCGCUCGGCUGGCCGUGGUGAAGAAGCUGGAGAAGCCGUCCAAGCACGCGUCCAACGACGUGUUCCUGCGGCAGCUGGCCGUGGCGUCCAAGCUCCGGCACGAACACUUCGUGCGCCUGCUGGGUUACACCGUCAGCGGCGACCUCCGGGUGCUGGUCUACGAGUUCGCAUCCAUGGGCACCCUCCACGACGCCCUCCACGGCCCUGCGAGGGGAGAAGAACAAGAAGAAGGAGUGCAGGAGGGUGAGGAUCAGAGGCCGGUGUUGAGCUGGGCGCACCGGGUGCAGAUCGCGCUGGACGCGGCCAGGGGCCUGGAGUACCUGCACGAGAAGGCCCGGCCCGCGGUGACCCACAAGGACGUGAGGUCCACCAACGUGCUGCUGUUCGACGGGAUGAGGGCUAAGAUUGCCGAUUACAACAUGUUCAGCCAGGCCGCCGACAUGGCCCGCCUCAACCGCUCCACCCACACGCUCGGCUCCUUCGGCUACCAGGCGCCCGAGUACGCCAUGACGGGGCAGAUGACGGACAAGAGCGACGUGUACAGCUUCGGGAUAGUCCUCCUGGAGCUCCUCACGGGGAGGAAGCCGCUGGACCGGACGCUGCCGCAGGGCCAGCGGAGCCUCGUCAACUGGGCGUCUCCGCUGCUGACCGAAGACAGAGCCCAGGAAUGCAUCGAUCCCAGGCUCGGCGACCAGUACCCUCCAACCGGAGCUCUCAAGCUGGGGAGGAUCGCGGUGCAGUGUCUGCAGUACGACCCCACCUUCCGGCCGUCCAUGGGCACCAUCGCCCGCGUGAUCAACUACGCCGUCGUGCGGGACCAGCAGGGAGUGGUCUGAAUGGUCAAGUUUUUGCAGGUUGCCACCGUCCCUUGUACAAUGAUAUUGGUGAAGUUUCAAAAAAAAAAAGUGCUGAGUAUAUUGGUGUAAAUUUGUAAGUUUGAGCAGAGGUUGACAGGACCGAUCCGGAAGCAAUUUAUUUAGGCUCAUUUCUGAAGCAUACGCACAUACAUUUGCUCUCUCUUUUA